AUUGAUAGAUUUACUUCUUUGAUCGGGAUCGAGAUGUGCAUAAUUUUUACAAAAUGGAAGGAAAAACAAGCGUGGAGGAGCUAUCUGAGAAUGAAACUGUUGAUUAUGUUGAAGAAAAAUCAAAAAAGCGACGAAAACCACCAGAACCUGGUGUAAUCUACUUGAGUAAAAUACCAGCAUUGAUGAAUGUAAAAACAGUAAAAGAUAUUUUCAGUCAGUAUGGCGAAAUAGGGAAGAUUUUCCUUCAACCAAAUGAAAAAGCUCCAAACACGAAAAAGGGACGUCUGUUUACCGAGGGUUGGGUGGAGUUUCUGAAUAAGAAAAUAGCCAAGCAGGUGGCAGAAAGUCUGAACAAUACCCUGAUUGGAGGAAAGAAGAAAAGCCGCUGGCACGAUGAAAUGUGGAAUAUCAAAUAUCUUCACAGGUUUAAGUGGGCUCAUUUGAAUGAGAGGCUGGCUUAUGAAAAAGCUGUUCACAAACAGAGGCUAAGGACAGAGAUUGCUCAAGUGAAAAGAGUUGCCAACUUUCACAUUCAAAAUUCAGAGACACGGCAGAAACGUAAAGCCAUAAAGGAGAGGAAACAGAAACAAGGAAAAAGUGUGGAAAGUGACGAUGAAAAGGGAGAUUACGAAAUAGCUCAAAGGGACACCGAGGAGGAAACGAUGGCAAAAAAACGGAAAUUGGACUCUGUUGGAGAGAUUAGCAAAGGAGGGAAGAGGAAAAAGGAAGGAAUUAACAAGAAAUCAUUUUUUGCCAGGACUUCUCUGAUACAAAAUAUGUUUUCAGGAGGAUUAGAUGAAGGUGAUUAAAAUAUGUCAAGGAAAUUAGUAGAUCAGGAGUGAAACUUGUAGUAAUUAAAAAUAUCAGCAGGGCUUGAACUGAGUAGUGGGGAAUACCUGGUUAGUGUUAACAGUUUAGUCUGUUAAAACUAUGAGAGUAUUACAGUACAUGUAUUGCUAAUGAUUGGCUUUGCAACCAUGAACUUAAGUUUUGACAACUUAUUGAAAGAAGCAUGUUUAGAGAAACCCAGAUUUAAUUGUAGUGUGGCAGUUCUCUGUUUGGUAUACUGCACUGUAAAAUUCCAGUCAACCUAUGUGUAUAACUUUUUGACAGUGAGCAGAUUGAGAAGGAAUAUGUUUUUAAAAUGACACUCGUAGUAUAACAAUAAACCAAUGCUUAAAAAAAAGGGGGGGGGGUUAAAACAUAUAAAUAGUAAAUACAUUUAUAUUGAAUUUUUGAUAUGUAUAUGUAAAACAACAGAUACUUCCUGAAACUGGGGUUUAUUAUCCUGUUUUACACACACUAUUAAUUUGCACAUGCAGUACAAUUUUGUACAUGCAGUAUAAAUUUGUAUAUGUACCUAUACACAUGCAGCAUAGUACAAGCAGUAUGAUUUUGUACAUGCAAUAUAAUUUGUACACACAGUAUAAUUUUGUAUGCAUGCAGUAUACUAGUAAUUGUUGAUAAUAAAUGUAUUUAAUUAUUA
This is a messenger RNA of Ostrea edulis (European flat oyster), 1486 nucleotides long. Its product is annotated as activator of basal transcription 1-like. The record is from RefSeq and is a predicted model, not a curated record. The transcript is spliced from 3 exons. NCBI's taxonomy places the organism in Eukaryota, Metazoa, Mollusca, Bivalvia, Ostreida, Ostreidae. The coding region runs from base 54 to 809 and encodes 251 amino acids. Gene Ontology annotation, cellular component: nucleolus. Gene Ontology annotation, molecular function: RNA binding. Gene Ontology annotation, biological process: endonucleolytic cleavage to generate mature 5'-end of SSU-rRNA from (SSU-rRNA, 5.8S rRNA, LSU-rRNA); small-subunit processome assembly; endonucleolytic cleavage in ITS1 to separate SSU-rRNA from 5.8S rRNA and LSU-rRNA from tricistronic rRNA transcript (SSU-rRNA, 5.8S rRNA, LSU-rRNA).